Juglans regia (Persian walnut) is the source of this 2312-nucleotide messenger RNA. Its product is annotated as nuclear pore complex protein NUP50A-like. Gene Ontology annotation, cellular component: nuclear pore; cytoplasm. Gene Ontology annotation, molecular function: GTPase activator activity. The record is from RefSeq and is a predicted model, not a curated record. The transcript is spliced from 3 exons. Gene Ontology annotation, biological process: intracellular transport. Bases 740 to 1954 code for a protein of 404 amino acids. Lineage: Eukaryota; Viridiplantae; Streptophyta; Magnoliopsida; Fagales; Juglandaceae.
UUGAUGUUGUUUGUAGGUUGGUCCUUAAAUAACUCUGAUGGUUUUACUUAAGAAAAACACUACCCAUCAGCCGGUUCACAAUCACACACUCCACCCUCUACGUGGAAAAACCGGGUUCACUAACGAGUGAAUCGGUUUUGCCCUAAACCCCCACUCACUCCCUGAUCCUCCCCUUCUCUUCAGCAGGUCAUCUCUCCUCUUCAGCGGCGAGACCUUCAUCUCCCCCUCGAAAUCCGCAGCUCCCCCUCCAUUCCCUGGGUUUCAUCUCCCCAUCAGCCGGUUCUUCAUCUGGUCUGAGUCCACCCUCCCUCUUCUGCAGCGAAGAGACCACCCCGAAACGACCAGCGACGAGACCACCCUCCCUCUUCUGCAGCUGCUUCAUCCCUCUCGACCACCCCGCGUCCAGAGAUCUGCGGAAGAGAACAAGAGUCCAGAGAUCUGCGGCCACAGAGGACUUUUCCUCACUCGGGAGCAGCGUCCCGACUAAUCCCUGGAGUGCACAAGUCCUCGGUAAAGAGUUUCCCGCAAGUGCACAUCGGAUAAUUUAAGGGAAAAAUCCUCCAGUCUAAUGGCCCAUGGAGAUCAUUUGCACCCAGUGGGAUUCGAACCUUAGACCUGGACGGAGCAUACCUCCAAGCUCCAGAACUUUACCACUUAAGCCAACCCCUCAAGGUACCAGUUUAGCCCAAGUUGUUGUGACAACAGUUCUGAAGUUUUAGUUUGUUGAUUUGAUUUUUCAAUGGGGGAUGCGGAAAAUGCCCUUCCUCUUUCAAAAAAGAGGGCCGCUGGAAGGGAACUCACUAAAGAUACUGCUGGUCUUGAUGAUGAGGAAGAUGCUCCUGAACAAGAGACUGGAACUUUCAAGAGGGCCAGUGAGGAGGUGCUGUCAACCAGAAGAAUUGUCAGAGUUCGUCGAAAUCAGACCACAUCAACCCCCUCUUCCAAUCCAUUUGCCGGGAUUCAUUUAGUGCCUCCUACAGAGUCCAAUGCAACCUCAACUGUUAGCAGUGUAGCACAGGCUGCUGAUGUGAAGACGGUUUCAGAUGAUGUAGAUGGAAAAGACGAGGAAAUUGAGCAGUCAGAGAGCAAAAUCAAUGGGGCAGAGGAUGAAUCUUCAGCAGAUAAGGAGAAUGCUGUGGAGAAGGAGAACAGCAAUAUUGGAAUCGAGGCAGCUGGACCUGAUGAACAACCGGCAAAAGAAAAUUCUGAAAAUGAAGAGAAGAAAGAUAUUGAAAGCGAAACCGUGAAUUCAGGUGUGGAAGGUACCCCUUUGAGUUCAUUCCAACAGCUUUCGAGCAGCAAAAAUGCCUUCACCGGCCUUGCAGGAACUGGAAUUUCCACUUCUACCUUUUCCUUUGGUUCUAUUUCAACGGAUGGAUCAACACUCAGUACUGCUUCUGUGUCUCUUUUUGGAGUGAAAGAUGACAAGCCUUUUGGUCUGGGCCUCUCUAAUAAUGGAAGUUCUUCAAUUUUUGGCACUUCGGGCGCUUCAACUGUUUCGAAGAGUGAGGGAACUGGUUUUCCAUCAAUGCAAGAGGUUGCGAUUGAGACUGGGGAAGAACACGAGGAGGUGGUUUUCACUGCCGAUUCAGUGUUGUUCGAAUUUGUUGAUGGGGGUUGGAAGGAACGUGGGAAAGGCGAACUAAAAGUUAAUGUGUCCACAACUGGGACUGAAAGAGCCCGAGUUCUUAUGCGAGCCAGAGGAAAUUACAGGUUAAUUUUGAAUGCUAGUCUUUACCCGGACAUGAAGCUCACAAAUAUGGAGAAGAAAGGCAUCACUUUUGCCUGUAUUAAUAGUGCUAGCGAAGGAAAGGAUGGUCUGUCUACAUUUGCUUUGAAGUUCAAGGACGGUUCCAUAGUGGAGGAGUUUCGAGCUGCUGUUACCGCACAUAAAGGUAAGGUGUCGACGGUUCUGAAGACUCCAGAAAACUCCCCCAAGGCUUCUGAUGACUGAAAGGUGCUCCCAUGUUGUACACGGGGUGGAAAUCCUUUCUCCCCUUGCAAGAGAAGUUGAUUCAGAAUUCGGAACUCCUAGUCCGUCUGUCGCGGAGUUUACAGAGUCUUUUCCUUUUUGUUGUAGUUUAAUUUCAGUGAGGAGAAAUUCUGUUGACGUCAUUUUGGAUAAAUCUUGGUUCAGACUGCAUAAUUUGAGCUUGAAAGACAUUGAUGUUGGUCGCAGAUUUAUGUAGUUCCCUAAAUCUGGGAUAUAUUUCGAGUUGUAAUGUCAUAUGUUGGAUAUUUUCUUGCUCCCAAAAAUCAAAAAGUGGAUAACCAGAUUGCCUUGUUGAUUGGAUUGGAGUGAUUUCAUUGUA